ACACAAUAGUAGUAGGCUAACGUUUACCUCCGUUCGGGAUUAUUUUCUGCAUCGGCGGCUUUUAUUUUGACGUAGGGUAGAAACGGCUGCUUCUGAACGUUAACGCGAGAUGUGAUGUGCCAUGUGAAGUGUGAUUGCAUCAAAAGUCUAAACAAAACCUGCUGUAUCAGGAAGACCGCUGAUACAACUAUGUACUGUAGAGUAUUGCUUUAUCUAUACGGGCUUGCCUAAGCUCACUUCAUUGCAAGGCGUCGUGCACUCGUGGUUUAGUUGCUCCUGGGGGAGGUGAUUCACAGGCAGAUUUUAGAGCUCACUAGCCUUGAAACCACCACCGAAAUUCUUUGAAAUUUCUAAAACAAUUGUUUGGCUGUGUUCGGAUACGAAUCAUCAGAUAUCAAAUCUAAUGUAUUUGACGCAGUAUGAAUCAAAUAAUAAAUAGUGAUUAGCAGUAAAGUGAUUUACAACUUGUAAACAAAAAAAAAAAAAAACCGAAACCAAUGUAGAUUAAUGCCAAAUCUGUCAUGUUAAAAAUGAAACCAAUGUCAGUAUGAAUACAUCGUAGUUAUUGGUAUUACGAGAAAUAAAUCGGCUUGACAAUUAUUCAUUGUUGACACAAAUUGUUGAAUUUUACGUUAGCGUUCUAGCAGAUAGCGAUGUCUGAGAGUGGAAGUAGAAUCAGGGACUGGGACUGGAGUAGUUCACAGUGUCGUGCCAGCAUGGAUGAGAUCUUUUUUCGCCAGCAUGACUACAUUCAAGCAAAAAGUAGUGAACACAAGGAGUUCUGGACUUUCUUUGAGCGCUUUCAACGGUUUAAAGGAAGAAGGGAGAUGGUGGCCUCAAAACCUAGCAAAAGUAUGGCAGAGUUACGGAUGAAACGUGCAAGUGACGCAUUGGAUCUUGGGCUCCCAAAUGAAUACGAUGCCCGAUACAGGAUCAACAUAUUUGUAAACACCAAAGACUUGGAGGAUCGACUCGGACACAGUGAUUACCCGACCGAUCCACCCAGGCAGUCGGUCAUAGAAUGUCGCAUUGGCCUACUUCAUUUUCUAGAUUUUACUCAGAAGCAGAGCUUCUGUAAACUCCUCAAGCUCCAACGUGACCAGAAGAGCCUGCCCAUCUUCCAUUACCGUGACCGGAUUGUGGAACUGGCUCAAACCCAUCCGGUGGUAGUGGUGGCAGGAGACACCGGCUGUGGGAAGUCCACCCAGGUACCCCAGUACCUGCUGGGGUCUGGUUUUAAAUAUAUAGCCUGUACUCAGCCUCGCCGCAUUGCGUGCGUUUCCCUUGCUAAGCGCGUGAGCUUUGAAAGUCUCAACCAGUAUGGUUCCAAGGUUGGCUACCAGAUUCGCUUUGAAAGCAGGCGCACCUCAAACACUAAACUCCUGUUCCUGACUGAAGGUCUGCUGCUCAGGCAGAUACAGCAUGAUCCUGUGUUAUCCCAGUACAAUGUAGUGAUUGUGGAUGAGGUUCAUGAAAGACACCUGCACUGUGAUUUUCUGUUGGGUGUGCUGCACUCCUUGCUUCACCAGCGACCAGAUCUGCGCUUAAUUCUUAUGUCUGCCACCAUCAACAUCAAGCUCUUUUCUAGCUACUUCAACAACGCACCUGUGCUCCAGGUGCCAGGUAGACUAUUCCCCAUUCAGGUGAUAUACCAACCCAUCACUCAAAAAGAACAGGUGUCUCACCUGGAGAAGUUGGACCCAAGACCAUACCUACGUGUGCUGCAGGGCAUUGACCAACGAUAUCCCCCUGAGGAACGAGGUGAUCUUCUGAUUUUCCUUAGUGGCAUAGCUGAAAUCUCCACUAUUGUGGAGGCAUGCCAAACCUAUGCUGCACACACCAGUCGCUGGAUUGUACUGCCUCUGCACAGCACCUUGUCACUGGCACAGCAGGAUAAGGUCUUUGAUAUUGCUCCCCCUGGGUUGAGGAAAUGUAUCAUUGCCACCAACAUAGCUGAAACCUCAGUUACCAUUGAUGGGGUGCGCUUUGUAGUUGACUCCGGUAAAGUAAAAGAAAUGACCUUUGACCCAAAGGCCAAAAUGCAGAGACUUCAGGAGUACUGGAUUAGCCGUGCCAGUUCCGAGCAGAGGAAAGGUCGUGCAGGACGAACAGGGCCAGGAGUUUGCUACCGGCUCUAUGCUGAGUCGGACUAUGAGGCCUUUGCCCAAUACCCUAUUCCUGAGAUCCAUCGAGUGGCACUAGACUUGUUAGUGCUACAGAUGAAGAGUAUGGGUCUGGGAGAUCCUUGUUCUUUUAACUUCAUAGACCCUCCUGCAGGAUUUAGCAUUCAGACAUCUGUGAGGUAUCUAAAGGAACAAGGUGCACUAGAUGCUCAAGGAGAGCUUACCCCCAUUGGCAGUCUGCUGGCCAAGCUACCUGUGGAUGUGGUUAUUGGUAAAAUGCUUGUUCUAGGUUCACUAUUUAACUUGGUGGAGCCAAUGUUGACUGUAGCUGCAGCAUUGAGUGUUCAGUCACCAUUUCUACGCAGUGCUCAGCACAACCCAGAUUGCGCCACUGCACGCCAAACCUUGCAAAGUGACUUGGGAGACCCUUUCACCUUGCUCAGCACCUUCAAUGCAUGGGUACAGGCGAAAGGUGACAGUGGAGGAGGCUCCAGAAAGUGGUGCAAAAGAAGAGGACUAGAGGAACAGAGACUGUAUGACAUAGCCAAUCUGAGAAAACAAUUCAAGGACCUUUUGAGGAGCUAUGGGCUGGUGGAGUCAAACUAUGUGUCUGAGAACCAGGCCCAGCGCAGGAAGAGGUUGGCUGAACAUCAAAAACUGCGUCAUCUGAAGAGGGAAUAUGAGUUAACGGAGAACAGUCGCAGGAAAGUAUUGCAUCUACAGGAAGGCCUGGAGAAUUCUUUGUCCUCUGACUCAGAUGAAGAUACAGGGUCAAGCAAGAAGAACAAAGACUCUUCAGUACAGGACGUAGACAUACAGGAAUUAAAGUUCAAACUGCGGCAUGAUGUAUGCAAGCUUCAGGGAGAUGUAUAUGCCAGUGCAACGCUGUCCUCUCAGCAACAGGCUCUUUUCAGACUGGUGCUUUGCCGUGGCCUGUACCCACAGCUGGCCCUGCCUGAUGAACAUAAUUCUUCUUGCAAAGAUUCAGAGCAGGUAUUUCACACUCGUAACAAGCAAGGUGUUGUGAUUCAUCCCACUAGUGUUUUUGCCAGUAAUUCGGAUUUGCUGCACAUACCUCAACAUGAGAUCCGUGCUGAUGGGCAGAGUAAUGGGCAUCAGUUACUGGCUUUUGUAACUCUGCUUGAAACUAAUAAGCCAUAUUUGUCAAACUGUGCUCGGGUCCCUGCCUUGCAGGUUUUGCUGCUAUUGGCAAACUCUAUAGACAGCAAUGCAGACUGCACACGGCUGGUUGUAGAUGGCUGGCUAGAGCUGGUUAUAUGUGAUGAUGUGGCAGCUCUCAAAGUGCUGACUUCUGCCCUCAAGAUGAGGGACAAAUGGGACAAUCUGCUACAGGCCAAGUUGAGCCAGUCAGGUUUGAGAUCUAAUGCAGUUCUGGGGCUUGCUGGCCCAAAACCAGCCUAUCAUGAGACAGAGAAGGUCGCAGAUGGACUAGUACGCUUUCUACUGUAUACUGAGGUGAGUUACAGUCUGAGAAGGCUUACCCCACUGCAGACUCAGAACCUGUAUGUCGGACCUCAGCUGAACAUGGAUGUUUCCCUCCCUAAACUCUUCCCUGAGAUGAAAGCUGAACCAGAUUUAAUAAAAGGAGGUCUAUGUGUCACCAGUUACUUCACCUAUAAUUGCCUCUGUGACUCCAAAGACUUGUACAGUGAGUGUGUGCGGACAUUUUGGACUUGUCCUUACUGUGACCUGCACAUGCCCUUCACCCCUCUGGAGCAAAUACAGCAUGAGGUCACCUGUAGACCACUAGAGGAACUUCCGAUUAAGGAGGAGCCUGAUACAGUAAAAUCUGGAUCCUUGUCUAGUUUGACUAGACUCUACCAUUGUAAUAUCUGUAAGAAAGACUUCACCCUAUCCUCCACUGAAAUACUUAAACACAAACGCCAACACCUGUCCUAAGUUCUUCCUGUCCCUGUGCACAUGAACAUUUUUUUAAUAUACAACAUUUUGAAGAAGAAAUUUGUAUAAGAUUCUUGUUAAAAAAAAAUAAAUAUUUUUGGAUAUUUCUGAAAAAUAUAGCCGUGUUUGUAAAAAUGGAUGUGUAAUUGUAAAUCAUAGUUCUAUGAGAAGCAUAAUCUUUCCUAUUUCAAAACUAAAAAUUUAAAUUGUCUGGAAAUGUAUUACAUGUGCUUUUUUUGAUCAACAUAAUUGAAUAAUGUUCAUUUAACAAUUUUCACUAUAUGAAAGUACACUUGAAAGAAGUUCAUAAACACACUUUUAUAAACACACUUUUCUCUGAAAGAUCCAGUUGUACUUAAUACUUUCAAAACUUUCUGACCAGUUCCUGCAAGCCUGUAGUCCUUUUUGCCUAUAAAAUUAUAAUCAUCUGUAUGAAGAUACAAGACAUGGAUCGUAUGAUUCAAAUAUUCUGUGUAUCAUUAAAAUAUAGAAUGAGGGUUUAAUUAAGGAUACAAACCCACAAUAUGUAAGACAUCAAAGCAGCACAUUGGCACAGAGUCAGAGAAGUCAGAUAGCACAGGAAUAAAAACCUGUCUCCAAAAAUAAUUAGAAUAAAUAUCUCAAUAAAUAAAUAAACAUUUUUUCCUCAGUAAUCAUUUUUUAACCUAGUCAAUACAUAUUAAAAUAUGCACAUUGGCAGAAAUAAAUGAUCCCAAAGUAAGUACUUGUGUACAUAGUUACUUUAAAACUAUGUUAUUGAUUAAUCAAAUCAAAAGGCACAUUUAUUAAUGAAAAGUGGGGCAAAAUUAAAGGGCAAAAUCAGGUACGAAAGCUCAAGGACUAGAAAAAGUGUUAGUAGGUGGGCAUGUGAUUUAUGUCAUUGUUUUCAUGUAAUCUAUUACAACAUAAGAAUUUUACUUGACUAAAUACUGCUUCCGAUCAAAAGUUGAUGCAUAAUUGUAGUGAUUCAAUAAGUAUGGGAUACUAUUAUAGCAUUGUCUCCAGUAUUGUAUCAAAAUACCUACACAGCAUACAUUGCAUCACACUGAUUUUUCUAUCUCUGAUACAGUACCUCAAAUUCUGUAAUGGGGUUUAAAAAUAGCAGCUUGUUGUUAUGAGGCUAUGAGGUUCGGUCUGUGGUCAGGCAGUGUUUGUUCAGAUUUGUCUAAGUUCUUUACUCUGAAGAGUAUUUUUGUACAUUGUAUUCAGUUGCAAAAAGUCCAACGUUUAUAUUAAUACAUUUAUAUUUUCAAUGAUAAAAUUUUGCCAGACAUAUUUGAAUGUAAUUUAAGAUCAUGCUGGAACAAUCCCUGUGUAAGUCAUUUGGUUUAAUAUGACUAAAUUAUAUAGAGGAUUCAAAAAUUCAGACCCCCCUCAUGUUUUUUUAAAAUUUAUGUUGCACCUGAUAGUACAAUCGUUAAAAUAUAUUUUUUUCUUAUUAAUCUUCACUUAAUACUUCAUAAUGUGAAAGUGAAAACAAUUAUGGAAAUGUUUGCAAAUGUAUGAAAAAGAAAAAAGUGAAAAAUCAGGUGCAUAAGUAUUCAAACCCCUUGCAACUACACUUCAAGUUUCCUGAAUCCUGUAAUGCACACUGGUUGGCACUAUUUUCUGUAUUUGACAUGCAGUGUUUUGUAUCGUCUGUUUGUACUAGGUUGCACAUAUUGCACUAUAUGUGGCUAGGACAACUUGCUUUAAGUCCUUAGCUCUGUGGGGUUUUUUUGUAGCACCAUGGUCCUAGAGAAACAUUUAAUUUCAAUCUGUACUGUCUCAGCUAUAUGUGGUUGAAAUGUCAAUAAAAGCUUCUUGACAUGAAAAACCGAGCCAUGAGGUCAAAGAAACUGCCUACAGAGCUCAAGGGCAGGAUUGUUGCACAGUACAUAUCUGCACAAACAAUUAAGUGUUUGAAACUCAGACACAGUCUCAGUGUUUAAGUUCAGGCUGAAAACAUUGUUUAGUCUAGCUUUUGUGACUGGGUGAUGUUGCGUUACCAGACUCACAAGUCGCUCAGGUUUGCAGACUGUGGAGUGGUGGGAUGCUUUACGUCCCAGGAAGCCCUCAUGUAUGUCACUUUCUAGCUCUCCCUUUUACUUAUGCUGUCAUAGCUAGUCUUGCCAGAGGCCCUGUCUGCACUUUGUACAUAAUGCACAUUGUUCAUUACCUGAUUACAAACUGCCUUGAUUGAUCUGCAUAGUCAGCCAGUGACUAAUGAGAUUGCUGUGGAUGGGGACUGUCAUGCCUUCUUUCAACCAUUGUUGCAUCAGUCAGUUGUACAGUAUGGUCUGAAAUUUAUCAGCAGUCAUUUGAAUACAUUGGCAGGAAGGAAUUAGUGUUGUUCCCAUGGGGAACUCAGAGUUUGCUCUGACCCAUUAGUUCCUCAGAAGCUCUUGGUUGCACUAUUAUAAUCUUUUGUAGAAAUUACAUUAUUUGCAUUUGCGUUAUUUACUGUACAUUGUCACCCAAAGGAGGAUGGGUUCCCUUCUGAAUCUGGUUUCUCUCAAGGUUUCUUCCUCAUAUCAGACUGUGAGGAAGAUUCUAUGGUCUGAUUGAACCAUUCUCUGUUAAAAAAAGAUUGAUACGUUUUGCCGCGAUUCUAAAUGUUAUACUUGGAGAAAUCCAGUCAUUGCUUAUCAUCUGCCAAUACCAUCUUAACAGUAAAGUAUGGUAGUGGCAGCAUCAUGCUGUGAUGGGUUUUUUUUUUUGCAGAGGAAACUGGGAGGCUGGUCAUGGUUGAGGGAAAGCUGAAUGGAGCAAAGUACAGAGAUAUCCUCAAUAAAAACCUGUUCCACAGUGCUCAGGACCUCCUGGGCCAAAGGUUCACUUUCCAACAUGACAACAAGGUCCAGCCAGAGCCCUGACCCAAACCCUGUUUAACAUCUCUGGAGAGAACUGAAAAUGUUACCAUCAGAGCUUGAGAGGAUUUGCUAAGUGGAAUGGCAGAAAAUCCUCCGCAGUCCAGUGUGCAAAGCUUGUUGCAGCAUACCCAAAAAGACUUUAAUUAAGAGAGGCUGUAAUUGCUGUCAAAGGUGUAUCAACUAAGUAAUGUGUAAAGGUUCUUUUUUUAACAAAUUUACAUACAUUUCUAGAAGUCUGUUUUCACUUUGUCAUUAUGGGGCACUGAGUAUAUUAGGGGGGAAAAUGAAGAUUGUAGUAUCAGGCUGCAACAUAAACUAUGAAAAAAAGGGAAGGGGGUCUGAAUACUUUCUGAAUUUACUGUAUAUUACUACUAAAAUGUUCACUUUGCAAUUUAUUACAGUGAAACAUUAGUAUGAUUGUACAGAAUGGCACUAAAUGUGGCCAAACAUUUCCUGGGAUGGGGUUCUGUAUACAACAUAACUGUAUGCAAGUGAGUGAUUGUAUCUUCUUCAUAUGCAGAUAACUACUUGAUGCAAUUGACCACUUUCACUUUUCAAACACUUUCACCUUUUUUUAACAAUAUUUUCUGUUUUCUGUAACAGGCCUUAAUUUCCCCUGGCCAGAGUUGUUCUUAUCAACGAAGUCUUAAUAAAA
Messenger RNA from Tachysurus vachellii, 7550 nucleotides. RefSeq names its product DEAH (Asp-Glu-Ala-His) box polypeptide 34 (gene dhx34). The transcript is spliced from 16 exons. Gene Ontology annotation, molecular function: RNA binding; ATP binding. NCBI's taxonomy places the organism in Eukaryota, Metazoa, Chordata, Actinopteri, Siluriformes, Bagridae. Gene Ontology annotation, biological process: nuclear-transcribed mRNA catabolic process, nonsense-mediated decay. The coding region runs from base 654 to 4043 and encodes 1129 amino acids. The record is from RefSeq and is a predicted model, not a curated record. Gene Ontology annotation, cellular component: intracellular anatomical structure.